AUGGGCGUCCGUCUUUUGAUCCGAAGGGCCCGAACGGUCUUCAGCCGUAUGGCGGCCUCUGACGCUGCAAGCUCAACCGACAUACCUCCCCCAGCGGAUGGAAUCCAACCAAGCAAGAUAGAUCCUGCCACCGACACAGAACUUCAACAGGCGGAUAUGCCGGGGGAAGACCUCCAACAUGGUGUCCGCGAUAUUGAGGCCAUCACCUUGACCUGGUCCAAGACAACCUUGGCUCUGGUUUUUAUCAAUAUCUGGUUCCUAUAUUUUGUCAACGCCUUCCAAUCUUCAGUCUUCUCCAGCUUGAGCCCUUACGUGUCCAGUUCCUUCUCGGCUCACUCACUGUCUGGUGUGCCUGUUGCGCUUGCCGAUGCUUUUGCGGCAGCAAGUUAUAUCCCCGUCGGAAAGAUGAUGGAUACCUGGGGCCGUGCAGAGGGGUUUUUGCUGAUGACAUGUUUCGCUACACUGGGAUUGAUUCUCUUGGCCUCUUGCAACAGUUUUGCCAUCUACUGUACUGGAUAUGUCUUUUACAAUCUCGGAUUCAGCGGCAUGGAAUACUCCAUUGAUGUGGUGACCGCCGAUGCCUCCCAACUGAAGAACCGAGGCCUCGCGUAUGCCUUCACUUCUUCACCAUACAUUAUUACUGCAUUUGCCGGAGCAAAGGUAGCAGAUGAGUUCUACUACCAGGUCAGCUGGCGAUGGGGCCUGGGUUGUUGGGCUAUCAUCUUCCCCAUUGUGGCGGCGCCUUUGUACUUCAUCCUCAAGACCACUCUCCGCAAAGCGGAAAGGGAAGGUCAUCGGAUCAAGGAAAAAAGUGGUCGCACAUUUUUGCAAGGUGUCUGGUAUUGGACUAUGCAGUUUGAUUUGCCUGGUGUUUUCAUGUUUACUGGUGGACUAGUCAUCUUCGAACUUCCUUUCGAUAUCGCAAGUGAAGCACCCAAUGGCUGGGGCUCGGAUUAUAUCAUCGCCAUGCUUGCUGUCGGGUUCUCGAUGCUCUUUUUCUUCGCCAUCUACGAAAAUUGGAUAGCUCCCGUGCCUUUGCUCAACAUUACCUUCCUCACCGACCGAACCGUUGUCGGUGCCUGUCUUCUGGAUGCCACCUAUCAGCUAUCCUUCUACUGCUGGAACAACUACUUCACCUCCUUCCUCCAGGUGGUCAACGGCCUAACGAUUGCCGAGGCUGGAUACGUGAAUAACACAUUCGAUGUCGUGUCCGGUGUCUUACUCUUCUUCGUCGGCUGGGCUAUCCGAAAGACCGGUCGGUUCAAGUGGUUGUUAUACAUCUCUGUUCCCCUUUACAUCUUUGCUCAGGGAUUGAUGAUCUAUUUCCGUAAGCCUGGUAUGCGCGUCGGAUACCAGGUUAUGUGCCAGAUUUUCAUUUCGAUCGGCGGUUCGAUCUUUAUUAUCGUCGAGCAGAUUUCUAUUUUGGCUGCCGUAGAUCAUCAACACGUCGCUGCUGCAUUGGCUUUGUUGAACGUUGUUGGUACUAUCGGCGACUCCGCCGGUUACACUAUUUGCACAGCUAUCUGGACUAAUACCUUCCCCGGCGCUCUUGCGAGAUACCUCCCAGCGUCUGAAUUGUCAAACUUGGACAACAUUUACGAAGACAUCACAGUGCAGACUAGCUAUCCCAUGGGGAGCGAGGUCAGACUGGCUAUCCAGGCCGCUUACGGCUAUUCCGAAGUCAUUAUGCUUUCGGUUGGUGUGGGUAUCAUGGGUCUGGCCAUCAUUUGGACCAUGUUGAUCAAAAACCUCAAUCUCAAGGAGAUCGCCCAGGUCAAGGGUACUGUCUUCUAA
This is a messenger RNA of Penicillium roqueforti, 1794 nucleotides long. RefSeq lists its product as uncharacterized. Gene Ontology annotation, molecular function: transmembrane transporter activity. The record is from RefSeq and is a predicted model, not a curated record. The coding region runs from base 1 to 1794 and encodes 597 amino acids. The transcript has 4 exons. Gene Ontology annotation, biological process: transmembrane transport. NCBI's taxonomy places the organism in Eukaryota, Fungi, Ascomycota, Eurotiomycetes, Eurotiales, Aspergillaceae.